GUGAUUAAAUUGUUCUUGGUUUUCUUUCCUAAAAGCGCUCAUCAUGGAGGAAACUGUGAAGACAAUGAAUCUAUUAAAUAAGAUAGGGGAGGAGGAAGAUGGCGAUGAUGAUGAAAGUAAGACGAGAAACAGCACUGCCAGUUUGAGCAACAGCGUGGUUGAGGAAGGGGAGAAGCAUGCGGUUGCAGGUUCUCCUUCAAGCUACAGAGUGAGGCCAUAUGUGCGGUCAAGGGUGCCUAGGCUGCGAUGGACACAGGAACUUCAUCAUUCUUUUGUUCGAGCUGUGGAGAGUCUUGGAGGUCAAGAAAGAGCAACACCCAAGCUGGUAUUGCAAUUGAUGAAGGUCAAGGGCCUUAGCAUUGCGCAUGUCAAAAGCCAUCUGCAGAUGUACAGAAGCAAGAAGAUUGAUGAGCAUGGUCAAGAUCACUUUCCCCACAGUAUUCUUUGGAAAUGCUCAAUGCUCCAUUGCCCCAAUCAAAGGCUGUGUUCCAACUUCAGAUAUGAUGAUGUUUCUUGCCGUGACCAUGGAAACUGGAAGAUGCAGAGACCUUAUUUGGUUGAUUCAAUGAAUACCAGAGGUUUUUAUCAGUCCUUAUUAUCUGAUCACAUAAACACAAGGGAUGAAUCUAAUUUCGACCACACGAAUACCAACUUCAUCUUCCAUCAACAAAGUUUGGAAAAAGUAGAAAAAACACAAGAAGGAUUUGCAUUAGGAGCUGAAACAGAUAUGGAUCCUUCUUCUGCAACAAAGUGUUUCAUUAAUAACGCUAUUGAUGAAGCAGAGGAGCAAAGAAUGAUUAAGAGAAGAGCUGUAGAAGAGGAAGUCGAUUUAAGCCUCUCAUUGAGUACAAGAAUGAGAUCAGAAAAGAAUUCUAGUGAGAUCAUGUUGGUACUUGCACAAGAGGAUAUUAGAGUGGCUAAUCGGAGGAAAUGUUGAGAACUCAAGAGUAGCAGUCAAUAUUUAUUUAUGUCUAAGUAAUUUCUAUUUCAAAGGCAUUAUUUCCCAUUUCAAUUUCCUUGGCUAGUUUUCUUCUUGUUUUCAUUAAAUUUCUUCUCCAUAU
This is a messenger RNA of Rubroshorea leprosula, 1061 nucleotides long. NCBI's taxonomy places the organism in Eukaryota, Viridiplantae, Streptophyta, Magnoliopsida, Malvales, Dipterocarpaceae. The record is from the annotation of a GenBank genome assembly.